Molecule: messenger RNA, 1647 nt
Organism: Diospyros lotus (date-plum)
Lineage: Eukaryota; Viridiplantae; Streptophyta; Magnoliopsida; Ericales; Ebenaceae
Product: transcription factor RF2b-like
Exons: 4
Coding region: 185-1234 (349 amino acids)
Biological process (GO): regulation of DNA-templated transcription
Cellular component (GO): nucleus
Molecular function (GO): DNA-binding transcription factor activity
Source: RefSeq, a predicted model, not a curated record
UCCAAAUUCCAAAGUCAAAACAACCAAACAAACCAAACCAAACCAAACCAACCGAUUCAUUCCAUUCCGUUGCUGCUGACACUUCCACUCUUUCAAAGAAAAUUUCCCUCCCGAUUACUCAUCUUCAUCGUUUCCAUGUGAUUCUCUGCCUGCCAGUGAAUCAUCCAAGGAAGGGGCCACCAAUAUGCAAGAUCCGUCCAAUUCACCUCCUAGAUUCGGAUCUGAAGCUGCACAGAAGCUCUCGAAGGCGUCGUUCACAGUCAAGGCGGCUCCCCACCGGCGAGCCCACUCGGUGGUGAACUUCCGACUGCCGGACGACCUGGAUCACGUGUCCGAACCCUUCGAGGGGCCAUCCCAGGGGAGUGUGGAGGAGAUCGGGUCGGAGGACGAUCUGUUCUCCACCUACAUGGACAUGGAGAAGCUCGGAUCCAGCUCCGUGGACAAUGCCGGCGGGGUCGGUGGCGGAAGUGGAGUGGCGGCGGGCGCCGGCGAGGGAGAGAGGAAUGUGAGGCCUUGGCAUCGGCACAGUAAUUCAGUGGACGGUUCGGUUCUUCUUGGCGGGGCUAUAGAGGCCAAGAAGGCUAUGGAGCCUGAUAAGCUUGCCCAGUUGUGGACCGUUGAUCCGAAGCGGGCCAAGAGAAUUCUUGCAAAUCGGCAGUCUGCUGCUCGUUCUAAAGAAAGGAAGGCUCGCUACAUAACUGAACUUGAGAGAAAAGUUCUGAACCUUCAAACAGAAGCAACCACUCUUUCUGCACAACUCACACUGUUCCAGAGAGAUACAACAGGUCUGAGUAAUGAAAAUGCAGAACUAAAGCUUCGGCUACAAGCUAUGGAACAACAAGCUCAGCUACGUGAUGCGCUGAAUGAAGCACUGAAGCAGGAAGUAGAAAGGCUCAAGGUUGCCACAGGAGAAAUAACAUCCCCAUCAGAUACUUACAGUUUCGGGAUGCAGCAUCUUCCAUAUAUCCAGCCUUCAUCCUAUGCAGAGCAGCUGCAAGAACAUGGCGAGGUCCAGCAGAUACAAAUGCCGCAGUUCCAUCUGCUCCACCAAUCUAACUCGCCAAACCUCCAUCAAAGUCUUCUUGCAGCAUCCCAAUCGCUAUCCUUCUCGGAGUUGCUGCAGCAGGAUUCCCUCGGCCGUUUGCAGAGCCUUGACAUUAAUGCCAGAAGCUCUCAUCUCGUGAAGUCCGAAGGCCCUUCCAUUUCUGCCAGUGAAAGCAGCAGUACGUUUUGAUCCACAGGGCAUUGAUCAGUUGACAUUGUUCAUACCCUAACACCUUCUCUAACAUCAGAUAAGUGCCAUUCUUCUCAUUUAUUAUUUGUUGAUUUGGUUGGAUCAUUCUUAGGUCUUUCAGUCGUUUGGUCGUUUUCCUUUCUCUUCCUUGAGCAGUGACAAAAGUCAGAAAACCAGUUUCUGUGAUGUUGGUGGGUGUGAGAGAGAAGGUUGAAUGGUUGCAUAUUUCAUGCAAUUAGUGCUCUUAAUUUCUUCAUAUUCUAUUUAUGUUGUAGCAUUCAAUCCCUACUUCAUGGGGAAGGGGGAAUUUUUCUGUUGGUUUUGUAGUUCUGUAUUCAGGCAAAAAAAAACCGUGACUUUUCUGCUUGUAUCAUGGUCAUUUAUUUAAUGUAAAAUCUCUCUCUCUCUCUCUC